Messenger RNA from Nematolebias whitei (Rio pearlfish), 1116 nucleotides. Its product is annotated as protocadherin gamma-B5-like. The coding region runs from base 1 to 1116 and encodes 371 amino acids. NCBI's taxonomy places the organism in Eukaryota, Metazoa, Chordata, Actinopteri, Cyprinodontiformes, Rivulidae. Gene Ontology annotation, biological process: homophilic cell-cell adhesion. The transcript has 2 exons. The record is from RefSeq and is a predicted model, not a curated record. Gene Ontology annotation, cellular component: plasma membrane. Gene Ontology annotation, molecular function: calcium ion binding.
AUGGAGAAUAUUUCACGUUCAACGCUGAGCUUCAUAGCGUCCCUGGGAGCGUUUUGUCUUGUGCUGCGCACCGCCAUUGGAGACGCGUCUUUUUCUUUUCCCGAGGAAAUGAAACGAGGCUCGAUUAUUGGAAAUCUGGCUAAAGAUAUGAGUCUGGAUGUGAGGAACCUGGUUGCUCGAAAAGCUCGCCUAGAAACGGGCAAGAACAGCAAAAGGUAUUGUGAUUUAAAUCUGAGUACGGGAGACGUCAUUGUGUCGGACAGGAUUGACAGAGAGGUGCUUUGUGGCAAGAAAUCAUCCUGCGUUUUGAUCCAAGAGCUUGUUUUAGAGGAUCCAUUAGAGGUACAUCGCAUUAGUCUGCACGUUCAAGAUAUUAAUGACAAUUCACCACAGUUUAAAAAAAACACCAUCAAAUUUGAAAUUAGGGAGUCGGCAGUAAAACAUAGCAACUUUCGUUUAGAUGAGGCCUUUGAUGCAGACAUCGGACUGAACGCCAUUCAUGGAUACAGCCUUGAAGAAAAUGAAAACUUCAGCUUGAAGGUUGUGGCAAAAAGUGGAGGGGGGAAAUAUAGUGAGCUCGUUUUAAAAAAGGAGCUGGACAGAGAACAACAGCAGGAGCUAACAGUCGUGCUUGUGGCUACAGACGGUGGAUCUCCUCAGAGAUCAGGUACUGCAGUUAUUCAUGUCUCUGUGCUGGAUGCUAAUGAUAACACCCCAGUGUUCAGUCAGGCUGUUUAUAAAGCCAGUCUGACUGAAAACUCUCCUUUAGACACCGUGGUGGUUACUGUGAGUGCUACGGAUGCAGAUGAAGGAGUUAAUGGAGAUGAUGGUGAUGAGUCCUUUGACCAAAUGGACGUUGGGAUCUUGUUGAUGACACCUGAAGGUGUCUCUCCCCCAACAUCAGAUCUUCACCCGGCCAGCCUGAAAAUCGUCAUUGAGGGUGAAGCUGUUGUGGAAAGGCUGAUGACCCUGCCAGAAGCUGUGGGUCUCCUUUUUGGGCUCACAUAUGGACUCCACCUGAACUACCCCAAGAAAAUCAGAAAUACUCUCCUGGUCAUUCCACAGAUAUUUUUUCAUUUGGAAGUACUGAGUGUAAGCCAAGUAUUCAAACACUGA